Messenger RNA from Clupea harengus (Atlantic herring), 6938 nucleotides. Its product is annotated as calcium-activated potassium channel subunit alpha-1-like. NCBI's taxonomy places the organism in Eukaryota, Metazoa, Chordata, Actinopteri, Clupeiformes, Clupeidae. The transcript has 32 exons. Gene Ontology annotation, molecular function: large conductance calcium-activated potassium channel activity. Gene Ontology annotation, biological process: potassium ion transmembrane transport. Gene Ontology annotation, cellular component: postsynaptic membrane. The record is from RefSeq and is a predicted model, not a curated record. Bases 1462 to 5214 code for a protein of 1250 amino acids.
UUUUUCCAGCAGUGUAGGCUGACAUAUUCCAUAGGCUAUUUCGUUAAUUUGUGGGGAGAUGUCUCGAUGGCAAUAUAAAUGACAGAGAUCACUUAAUCCAUUUUUAGGAUGUCCUAGCCAGACAUCAUAAUAGGCUAUCAUAAAUUAAACGAUAUAUCUUAUUUUCGUUGACUGGCCCCCAAACUCAAAAACACAGCCGAUCGAAAGGUAAUGCUUGUGAGGAAUGGCCGAUCGAGAUACGAGACUUAUUUUAUCAAUCCCAAUGAAAAAGGUCAAGAGAAUAACACCAUGUUUUAUCAUGUAGCAUAGCCGUCAAGGUCUGCCAGUCGUCAAAUCGUGUGCUCUGGUGGAGGAGGAUCGCCUGAGUCGCUAUCACACUCAACAGGUUUUCAAUUGGAGUUCACUUCCUCCCAGGAUGGAGUGAUGAAAACAUGUUUGCCUUCCAUUUGCACCGUGCCAAGGCGGACUACUUGCUUGCAGUACAUUGCAGCUAAUUGUGUCCGUGCAAAACCAGAUUCACAACAACGUUCUUUAUGAAAAUCCGUAAUGUUGAUGUGGUGUAAAUAUGCCUCUCUCUGGUCUCAUCUUCACGAACCAGGGUGUUAAAAAUCAAAUGCAUUUCCUCUCUUCUCGGCUCCAGCCGUACAGUGCCGCUUUGUUUAGAAAUGAAAGUAGGCGAUUUACAACAGUGCUGUCUACGGGGCAUGCUUACAUUAAAGGCAUGAAAUAAAUACACGUAUGUUUAUAUAACAAACUAGACGUUAAAGUGCCAUCAGCGUCUAGUGUUACAGGCUUCACAAGCGGGUUUUGUGUUUAGACUCCGCCUUCGUACCUGUAAAUCUCCCUCGCUGAGAUGCUUGCAACUGACAGGCGACAUCAGCUGGCGUCUGGCGACGCUAGAUGAGCCGAAAAAGAACAACAGUUAUAAAAUGACAUGUAGUGCUUUACGGAUUAUUCGCGAAAGGACUAUGAAUCUGGACCGCGCUCCACGGUCAGAAGAUAAAAUGCCAUGAGAAAAUCAGCAGCGGGGAAAGGCUGAGGUUAUCAACAAGGUGGAGUUUGGAAAACGUCCGUUUGACACUAGGCUACAGUUCGAUGGAUGUAAAAUGCAAAAGACAACUUCAGGGUUGCCAAGCUUGUUGAACGUACACAACGAUUCCUUGGGGAUAAUUACAAUUCAACGGUUAAAUAUGACUAUUUGAACUACUAUUUUUUUUUAACUCGAAAUUGAACACGAAACACUCCGAGCGCCUCGUGAAGGACCUGAUGCGUUUGGAGGUGGAGUACAAAGUGGCGAUUUGGACGAAGUUACACUCGGCUGUGCGUCACUGGUUACUCUGGGUACUGAUUUGUAUAAAGGAGAAUUGAUGAGACCGUAUCGAAGAAAAGGGGUGGCAGCUGAAGCAACAUGGCUGAACAUGGGUUAGGGGGCGCUGACAGGUGCUCCUCUCAAACCUCUGGAUGUUAGUUAUUGAGGAUGGCAACCGUUCUGUUGGCACUGGCAAUAGUAUAAUGACUAACUAUAAACGUGGCAAUUUUAAGUCGGGAACGUCCUCUAUCCAUAUGUCCAAGAUGGACGUGAUCAUCCCGUAUUCGCCCGACGUGCCCUGCGAUAAUGGCCAGCGCAUGUGGUGGGCAUUCCUUGCUUCGUCCAUGGUCACUUUCUUUGGAGGUUUAUUCAUCAUACUUUUAUGGCGAACUCUGAAAUAUCUGUGGACAGUGUGUUGCCACUGUAACGUCAAAAAGAAGGAUGUUCAGAGAGUCGUCAAUCCUACAGUUAUUGGCGUGGACGGCGUGGUCAUCAAGAGUGGCGAUGGAAAGGAGGGCUUGGUGGCCGCCAGCGAGGUGGGCUGGAUGACCUCGGUCAAAGACUGGGCCGGGGUCAUGAUCUCGGCGCAGACACUCACCGGACGCGUCCUGGUGGUCCUGGUGUUUGCUCUCAGCAUCGGGGCCUUGGUGAUCUACUUCAUCGACUCUUCAGAUGAAAUCGAGUCCUGCCAGAACUUCACCAAGGACCUCACGUUGCAGAUCGACAUGGCUUUUAACGUGUUCUUCUUGUUGUACUUCGGCUUGCGUUUCAUUGCAGCCAAUGACAAGCUGUGGUUCUGGCUGGAGGUCAACUCCGUGGUGGACUUUUUCACUGUCCCGCCAGUGUUUGUCUCGGUGUAUCUCAACAGGAGCUGGCUGGGGUUAAGGUUUUUAAGAGCCUUAAGGUUGAUACAGUUCUCAGAAAUUUUACAGUUUUUGAAUAUUUUAAAAACUAGCAAUUCCAUAAAACUUGUGAACUUGUGCUCAAUCUUCAUAAGCACAUGGCUUACUGCAGCUGGAUUCAUCCACUUGGUGGAAAACUCAGGGGACCCUUGGGAAAAUUUCCAAAAUUCCCAAUCCCUUUCCUACUGGGAAUGCGUCUAUUUACUCAUGGUCACCAUGUCAACUGUGGGAUAUGGGGACGUUUGUGCGAAAACCACCCUCGGGCGGCUCUUCAUGGUCUUCUUCAUCCUCGGCGGAUUGGCCAUGUUUGCGCGCUACGUGCCAGAAAUCGCUGCACUCAUCCUAAAUCGGAAGAAAUACGGAGGGAGUUAUAACUCAACUCGAGGCAGAAAGCACAUCGUGGUGUGUGGCCAUAUAACGCUUGAAAGUGUGUCCAACUUCCUAAAAGACUUCCUUCACAAGGACAGGGAUGAUGUCAAUGUAGAAAUUGUUUUUCUCCAUAAUAUUUCCCCUAAUCUUGAGCUGGAAGCCUUGUUCAAGCGCCAUUUCACCCAGGUGGAAUUCUACCAAGGGUCUGUCCUCAAUCCUCAUGAUCUUGCGAGGGUGAAGAUCGAAUCUGCAGACGCCUGUUUGAUCUUAGCUAACAAAUACUGUGCAGACCCUGAUGCAGAGGAUGCAUCCAACAUAAUGAGAGUGAUUUCCAUCAAGAACUACCACCCAAAGAUUCGCAUCAUCACGCAGAUGCUGCAGUACCACAAUAAGGCCCAUCUUCUGAACAUCCCGAGCUGGAACUGGAAGGAGGGCGAUGACGCGAUCUGCCUCGCUGAGCUGAAGCUGGGCUUCAUCGCCCAGAGCUGUCUGGCGCAGGGCCUGUCCACCAUGCUGGCCAACCUCUUCUCUAUGAGGUCGUACAUCAAGAUCGAAGAGGACACAUGGCAGAAGUAUUACUUGGAGGGUGUGGCCAAUGAGAUGUAUACAGAGUACCUUUCUAGUGCCUUUGUGGGCAUGUCCUUCCCUGAGAUUUGUGAGUUGGUCUAUGUAAAGCUGAAGCUGCUGUUAAUAGCCAUAGAAUACAAGUCAGAUAUACGAGAAAGCAGCACGCUCAUCAACCCUGGGAACCACGUUAAGAUGCAGGAGGGGACCUUGGGCUUCUUCAUAGCCAGCGAUGCUAAGGAAGUCAAGAGGGCUCUUUAUUACUGCAAAGCUUGCCAUGACGACAUCACAGAUGCCAAAAGGAUCAAAAAGUGUGGGUGCAAAAGAAUGAUAUAUUCUAAAAGUAACUAUAACGGAUAUAUCAAAUCAAUGGAGGAGGAGCCCCAGUCUGCCCUGUCACCCAAGAAAAAGCAGCGUAACGGGGGCAUGAAGAACUCUCCCAACACCUCACCUAAAGUCAUCAGACAUGACCCUCUGCUCAUCCCUGGCCAUGACCAGAUGGAGGCCAUGGAUGUGAACGUGAAGAAAUAUGACACCACUGGGAUGUUUCACUGGUGCCCAUCGAAGGACAUCGAGAGGGUCAUCCUGACACGGAGUGAAGCAGCCAUGACGGUCCUCAGUGGCCACGUGGUGGUCUGCAUCUUCGGGUGUGUGAAGUCGGCGCUGGUGGGCCUGCGGAACCUGGUCAUGCCCUUGCGGGCCAGCAACUUCCACUACCACGAGCUCAAGCCCAUUGUGUUCGUGGGCUCCCUGGAGUACCUGAAGAGGGAGUGGGAGACGCUGCACAACUUCCCAAAAAUCUCCAUCUUACCGGGCACGCCUUUGAGCCGUGCUGACCUGAGAGCUGUCAACAUCAACCUGUGCGACAUGUGCGUCAUCCUGUCGGCCAAUCAGAACAACAUCGACGACGCGUCGCUGCAGGACAAGGAGUGCAUCCUGGCGUCACUCAACAUCAAGUCCAUGCUGUUUGACGACAGCAUCGGGGUCCUGCAGGCCAACUCCCAAGGUUUCACCCCGCCUGGCAUGGACAGGUCUUCUCCAGAAAACAGCCCGGUCCACGGGUUAGUGCGCCAACCCUCCAUCACCACCGGGGGCAACAUCCCCAUCAUCACAGAACUGGCUAAGCCAGGCAAAACACUGCCCUUGGUAUCAUUCAGUCAGGAUAAAAGCAAUGGGAACAACAUCCCAAUGAUUACUGAGCUGGUCAACGACUCCAACGUCCAGUUCUUGGACCAAGAUGACGACGACGACCCCGACACGGAGCUGUACCUCACCCAGCCCUUCGCCUGCGGCACGGCCUUCGCCGUCAGCGUGCUGGACUCCCUCAUGAGCGCGACGUACUUCAAUGACAACAUCCUGACCCUGAUCCGGACGCUGGUGACGGGGGGCGCCACCCCCGAGCUGGAGGGGCUCCUGGCGGAGGAGAACGCGCUGCGCGGGGGCUACAGCACGCCGCAGACCCUCUCCAACAGAGACCGCUGCCGCGUGGCACAGCUGGCACUCAACGACGGGCCCUUCGCUGAGCUGGGGGAUGGAGGCUGCUAUGGUGACCUAUUCUGUAAGGCUCUAAAAACAUACAACAUGCUAUGUUUCGGGAUAUACCGCCUCCGAGAUGCACAUAUAGGCGCACACAGCCAGUGCACCAAGAGGUAUGUGAUCACCAACCCCCCGUACGAUUUUGAGCUGGUGCCGUCGGACCUGAUCUUCUGCCUGAUGCAGUUUGACCACAACGCGGGCCAGUCACGGAGCAGCCUCUCGCACUCCUCCCACUCCUCGCACACCUCCAGCAAGAAGAGCUCCUCCGUGCAUUCCAUCCCCGCCACCGCCACCACCACCGCCACCGCCCGCCCGGGCCGCAGCAAAGGCCGCGACCAGCGGGACAAGCAGAAUGCUACAAGGACGAGUAGAAAGGCCCAAGAAAAGACAUGGUUUACAGAUGAACCCGAGAAUGCCUUCCCCCGGAACAUUCAGAUCAAACCCAUGAACACGCACGUGGCCAAUCAAGUCAAUCAGUACAAGCCGGCAGGCAACCCCAUCCCCACCAUCCGCGAAGUCGAGGAUGAAUGCUGAACUCCUGGCCAGCAAGAAGAGCCUUGAGGUGGCCUCCAGUCAGUCAGACUCAGCCAGUGAAUAAAACACCUGUUCCAAUACGGUUGAGAUAGCUUCCAAUAUUGAGUUUCAUUUGAUGAGUAUGAGUACAGGUACAGUGAGUAUUUUAUAGACACACACACAUCCACUGAUAACUACAUGUGAUACGCAUCAUAUACAAACAGUAUGUUGUAUGGGUAUAGACAAUCAUUGAAAUGUAGUCACCAGAAAUAUUUUACUACUAACCUUAUAGAUGCGCAGUUUAAGUAUUGUCCUCCACUUGUGACCAGACUCUGUCUAGUGGCCAUUUUGUUUGAGUAUGACGGUCAUUUUGUGGGUCGAGAGACAUCUAAAAUGAUGAACAGCACAUGGUAACAGUGACCUAGCGCUAGAUGUGAUUCACUGACGUUUACACUUGUAGGAGAGUUAGAGGUGUCACAGUACAGAUGGUUAUCAAGCUUGUCUGUCUGUCCUGUUAAGCUGGUGCAUGUUAUGUGCCUUAGCCGUCUAUAUAAUAUGCCGUGCUAAUGUCUGUCGUCCACAUAAACCAUCCAUUCAGCCUUCGAUCAGUUCUUUCAUGCACAAUGUAGGUGCAUUUAUUGUGAGUCCAUAGGUUUGUAAAUUCACCUCCUUAUUUUGAACAGGUUGGCAUAAGCGUCGAUCUUCUCUUAAGGGAAAUGAGUUGUAGGACUUAAUAUGAAGUCAUAACAUUUAUCUGAUUUGUGUGUCAGUUCAGAAGUGACCCAUUGCGGGCCAAUGAAUCUACUUAAACUGCAUAAGUAAGCACCAAAAAAAAGAGCAGUCUAAUGUAGUCACAUCCCCAGAUAUGAUUGAGCUCCUACCAGAUACAGAAUGAGAAACUACAAAGUUGCAAUUAUUACAUUUCUACUGCGAGACAUUUGGCUCUGAGUUGGAUACAUCCCUGAUUUAAAUGAAAUGGAUUGGGGUGCAUCUGGAGAGAUCAGAGUGCCACGUAUUGCGUGAAGCGGGCAUAAACAGGUCCCUCUUUGGUUGAAGACACUGCCCGGCACUGGGUUGGCAUGGGGGCAUGAAAUCGCUUGGGUGUUCCUCAAAGCCAACCCAAACACCGCGAUUUUUUCUAAUUUAGUAAGUUAUGUGCACAGCUCAAUCAUAGACUGGGGAUUUGAUAGGAGCAGCUUUUUUGCUAAAUGUGUUUUAGCUUGUAGCUAAUCACAAUACACUCAUACUAAGAGUGAUUUGAACCAUUUCACCGAACUGUUUGGUGUUCAUCAAUCAGGUGUGUCUACAUAUGUUGUUCUUUAGCAGAUGGUUCCAAAAAUGCAGCUUUUCGUUUUAUUUAAUGAAAUGUUUUAUGCCAGGAGGACAAACACUCCUGAUUUUUGCCUUUGAUUGUGGAAAUACUGCAGUUUUCCUUAUAUGCCAAGGGGUAGAGCUUUUUUUGCAAAAAAAUAUCUUCAAAUGACAUGUAAAUGUGUUCAUCUGUAUGUAACAUAUAAAUGACUGAACCCUAAUGACGCUAGAGCUUUACAAGAGAGGCUCUUUAAAGUCUUGCAUUUGAAUGUAAUAAUUUCUACUGUUGUCAUAAUAUAUUACUGCGUAGGGGAGCAUAAUAGCAUUAUACUCUGCAUCAGUCUCCUAUCAGUCAGAUUGGGUCAAAGGGAGUUUGAGUGAACAUGAAUGAUGAUUGUUUUUGUGUUGACAGUAAAUGAAUGGAAACAUUGACG